Bipolaris zeicola 26-R-13 is the source of this 432-nucleotide messenger RNA. RefSeq lists its product as uncharacterized. The record is from RefSeq and is a predicted model, not a curated record. NCBI's taxonomy places the organism in Eukaryota, Fungi, Ascomycota, Dothideomycetes, Pleosporales, Pleosporaceae. The transcript has a single exon. The coding region runs from base 1 to 432 and encodes 143 amino acids.
AUGGACCUCAUUCUAAAUCCGCCAUCCGCUCCCUCACCACGGAAGCCCUCCCAAGACAUCCCUACAAUCUCCGCAUCACAACUACCCAUACCGCUCUCCUCGCAUCUCCGCACCCACAACUCCGCAGUACCCGGUCUAUAUCUCACCCACAAGAACGGAUAUUACACCGGUGGACCGGGACCCUCGCCGCAUACGAUCCAGGAGUUUGCAGAUCGAUUCAUACGAGAGCACGGUAUCGAGGAUGCGGGGCAGUUGGAGAGGGUAGUGGAAGAUGUGGUGAGGAGUAAGAUGGAAGAGGUCAAGGAGCGCAUGGGGAAGAGGAAGGAGGUUGUGGAGAAGAAUAAGGCGGUGGAGAGGGAAUUGGAGGAUCUAAGGUUGCAACGGAGUGCUGAGUUGAGGGUUAUGGAGAGGGUCAAGGGGAAGAAGCAAUGA